AAAAACACGUUUCAUCUUCCAUUGUCAAUGUAGACACAAAAUAUUUCAACCACUCGUAAAUAAAAAUGUUUAUUUUUCUUUGUAAAUAUGUCUGUUUCUUUUAUAUUUCAAAAAUAACCGUUAUUCGUAAUUCUUUAGAGUUCGAAUUUACUCAAAUUUCACCCCAUACAAUAAACAAUCGUUUAAAAUAUAUGUUUCUACUUGAUAUAUUUCAAUACAAUCAAAUGUUAGGUUAUGAGUUCAUCAUAACCACAAAUAAUUGAAGAUUACGACGUUAUUUUCGUAUCUUUUUCAUCUACAUUUGCAUAAAAUCGAUAUUCAUCGAUUAAGAAACUUCGUUAACCGCUAUAAACAUUUUUAGUAACAUCGGAAAGGAUGUUGUCUUUUUGUUUGAGGUUAGGUUACGAUUUUUGGCUUCUGUGGUUCGAUGGUCGCUUCUGUGAUGGUUUAUUUGUACUUCACUGAAUCUAUAGCAAAUUCUAGCUUAUUUAAUUUAUUUUGAACGAUUCCUGUUGUUAAAGAUGAUGUAAAAUGUUUAAAAAUUUUUAUCGUACGUGUCCAAAGUCGAAAAAAUUCCGUUUUCGUGAAAAUAUUUUCGUUUUAUUAAAAAAAAAACAUGGAACAAAUCUAAAGAUGUAUAAAUUUUGAUUUUUGUUAAUAUAUUGUUUAGUUAGAUGUACAUAUACAGGGUGUUUCGAGAAAAAUUCGAGGGGGAGUGUAUGACGCGAAAAUAAUGCUGUGACGUAGAAAAAAAAUUGGUAAUUAUCUAGGUUAGGUUAUAAUAUAGUGUCAUAAACACAAUUUUCUUACAUACGACCCCUCGUUUAUGAGUUAUAGGCUUUCAAAGUUGCUGAAUUAAAAUUUAUUUUUAAUUAUAUUUUCUAAACUAUACAUACGAUUAUUACGAUUUUUUUAUAAAUGAUUAAAUUAGUCUUUGUAGUGUAUUUGACAGUAUAAAUAAUUCGAUACUACUAUUUAAACGACAGGGACGGCUUAUACUAGAUUGUUAAUAAUACGUAACUUUUUCAAGGACAAUCUGUAUAAUCUAAAGUGGUAAAAAUGUAUUUUUAUAAAGAUUUUUCGACAAAAAAAUACUUUAUGUUCACAAUUUGUGAUAAUUAUUUUCGUAAUGUCUCUUUAUAAAAAAAAAACAGUUUUUUUGAUAUAUACUACGAUAUAAAAAUCUAAAUAAUUUCUAAAUAAUAAAUUUUAUCGGGUUAAACAAACAGUAGUACGUUUUUCUUAAAAAAAUCGAUUAAAAAAUUCGUUUUUACUAUCUUUAAAUUAUACAGAUUGUCCUUGUAAAAAUUACGCUUAAUUAACCAUUGAGGAUGAUCCGCCCCUGUACUUCAGAUAAUAGUUUAUUAGUUACAUACUUUCCGAUUAUUGUUUUAGCGUAAUAAAUUUCGAUUUUAAAAAAUUUUCAUACGACGUUUCGUUUCUGAAAUAUAAUCUUUCAAAUUUUCGAAAUUAAAAUUUAUUUUUAAUUAUAUUUUCUAAACUAUACAUACGAUUAUUACGAUUUUUUUAUAAAUGAUUAAAUUAGUCUUUGUAGUGUAUUUGACAGUAUAAAUAAUUCGAUACUACUAUUUAAACGACAGGGACGGCUUAUACCAGAUUGUUAAUAAUACGUAACUUCUACAAGGACAAUCUGUAUAAUCUAAAGUGGUAAAAAUGUAGUUUUAUAAAGAUUUUUCGACAAAAAAAUACUUUAUGUUCACAAUUUGUGAUAAUUAUUUUCGUAAUGUCUGUUUAUAAAAAAAAACAGUUUUUUUGAUAUAUAAUACGAUAUAAAAAUCUAAAUAUUUCCUAAAUAAUAAAUUUUAUCGGGUUAAACAAACAGUAGUACGUUUUUCUUGAAAAAAUCGAUUAAAAAAUCCGUUUUUACUAUCUUUAAAUUAUACAGAUUGUCCUUGUAAAAAUUACGGAUUAUUAACCAUUGAGGAUGAUCCGCCCCUGUACUUCAGAUAGUAUUUUAUUAUUUACAAACUUUCCGAUUAUUGUUUUAGCGUAAUAAAUUUCGAUUUUAAAAAAUUUUCAUACGACGUUUCGUUUCUGAAAUAUAAUCUUUCAAAUUUUCGAAAUUAAAAUUUAUUUUUAAUUAUAUUUUCUAAAUUAUACAUUCGAUUAUUACGAUUUUUUUAUAAAUGAUUAAAUUAGUCUCUGUAGUGUAUUUGACAGUAUAAAUAAUUCGAUACUACUAUUUAAACGACAGGGUCGGCUUAUACUAGAUUGUUAAUAAUACGUAACUUUUACGAGGACAAUCUGUAUAAUAUAAAGUGGUAAAAAUGCAUUUUUAUAAAGAUUUUUCUAAAAAAAAAUACUUUAUGUUCACAAUUUAUGAUAAUUAUUUUCGUAAUGUCUCUUUAUAAAAAAAAAACAGUUUUUUUGAUAUAUAAUACGAUAUAAAAAUCUAAAUAUUUCCUAAAUAAUAAAUUUUAUCGGGUUAAACAAAUAGUAGUACGUUUUUCUUAAAAAAAUCGAUUAAAAAAUCCGUUUUUACUAUCUUUAAAUUAUACAGAUUGUCCUUGUAAAAAUUACGUAUUAUUAACUGGACAGGGACGGCUUACACCCGUUUUUUAUUAAUACGUAAGUUUUACAGGGACAAUCUGUACAAGAUACUUCGUUGGAUGCGUUUUUCUUUAUCUUUGCAGCUAUAAAGUUUUGGAAAACAUUGUAUAAAUUGAUUAUUCAUCAUUUCAUUGUAUCGUAGGUAAGCGAAUUAGCUGGUUUAUGUUAAUAAGCGACUUCCUUUAAUUUACUGUCCAAUAUACCGUUCAAAGAACAUUGUUCUUUGUUUAUCGAUAGAAUAUGUUGAAGUACUUAAAACUAUUGUAAUAAUAAAAUAUAAUGGAACCGUUCAAAAUGAUAUUUAACUAGUUAAUUUCGAAUGCAAAUAAAAAGUAGUAAAUUUUCUUUUAAAUCGUUUCGAUUCAAAGAACUUACUGUAGUUAUAUGGCAUUCUAACUAAUUAUACGGAUUUGUACAGGGUGGACCAAAUAUAAAACUGCCCAUAUCCCCUUUAAAAUUACGUAAUUAACAUUUUUGGGGUCUAGAAAAUCGAAAAAUCGUCCGAUUUCGAUGAAAUUUUUUUUAAAAUGUUCGUUUUCACGGCGAAUUAACGAAAAUAAUUACGGGAAUAAAAAAAAAUCGGAAACCUAUAUUGGUUUCAGGGAUUUAAAUGUUUGAAAAUGCAUAUAAUUGAUGAUAACUUUUUUUCUGAUAAUCAAAUGAAGUUGUUAUAUUUUUUUUCUUAAUCUACGCAAAAAAACGAACAAAUUUAAAAAAAAAAUUAUAAUAAAAUGUUGAUUUAUCAUGUUUUUACAAUUAAAAAUUGACGUAUUCUCGUAUAUAAUCGUUUUUAUUAAGUAAUAUGAACAAAAUUAUUCUUAAAAUCACUUAUUGUAAUCAAAUUCACAAUAUUACAAGUUAAUUUUGAAAAAUUGACAAUUUUCACAAUUAAAAAAAUGAUAUCUCACUAAAAUUGACUAUUAAAAUCAUUUUAAACUCACGAAACCGUAUAAAAUCGUCAAGUGAGAUAUUUUCUAUAUUUAUUUUCAUAAAUCCGCCGUAAAAACGAACAUUUUAAAAAAAAUUUCAUCGAAAUCGGAUGAUUUUUCGAUUUUCUAGACUACAAAAAACGAAGCCACCUCGAAACUAUAAAAUUACAAACAGAAAAAACACGGUUAAGACUAUUUUCGAAACGUCAUAAAAACAAACUGUCAAUUAAUAUGACAUUUGACACUUAUAUCAGCUGAAAUGGGUUGCAAAUCCAUCAAACUAAAUCAAAUUGAAUAUUUUUACAGUUUGGUUUGACAUUAUAGAGUUAUUAGCUGUCAAUUAUCAAUCUUCUUUUUUCAUCAUUGAUUUCUAUUCAUAUCUAACAUUAAAUACAGUACAAAAUGGCGUCCACGUUGCUAUUCGCAGUGAUAUAGCGCGUGCGCGUCGUUAUCGUUAUAUCUAUAAUUAUUGUUAUUGAAUAAUUUUGAUAUUGUACCAAAAAUUUCCGCCGCGUUAAUGCGGGAAACGAUGAUGUGUAUUUAAAAUCUGUGCAAGAUAUUUAACUCUCGAUAGGGGUACUUUUAUUAAGACAUAAAUGACAUCGAUAAUUAGAAUAAAUUGCUUUCUAACCCCCUUAUUCAAUUAAGUGCUAGUAAUAUUAACUGAAUUCCAUAAUUUACGAAUUUUAUUUUUUGAAGUUGGUUUCGCUAGACAUCGAAUUAAGUAAUGUAUUCAUCCGCCUCAAGAUGGUGCUUUUAAACAGUCAAACGUCAAGUUCAAAAUCCGAAUUGACGUUUCUAUGUUCUAGGUGAAUAUUUGUUUAAUAAAUUUGAAAUCUAAUAAAUAUUUUUGUAGUCUAGUGGAAAUCUGUGUUUGGUUUAUACGAAAGGCGGUGUUUACGAUCGUUCUGAUAAAACAUUCAAUUAGGGACAAGGUUUGAUCUGAUCGCUGCUGGCGGGUUUGCGAGAGUUGCGUAAACGACUCCAAUAGAGAGAUAUAAAAGGGGCGGAGCCACGGGCGCCUCCCAAUGGACAUAAAAGAGGCGCAUCUCGAAAUUUAUAACGACGCGAUUUAGUUCUAAAUAAGGAUUAGACAUAACUCGAAAUUUAUAACAAAACCAUAAGGAUUAAAUAAAAAAUAGACAUUUUUUUAAAAAAAUGUUUAGUAUUUUGUCUAUUCUAUCAUCUGUUAUGACGUUAAAACUUGGUAAUGGCAAUGUUGCCAAAUCGAAUUUAGUCGUAUUACGAUGAAUAACUGUCAGUGACUAUUUCAAUAGAGUAAUUUCUGUUUUUUAUUUUUCAUAUUCAUUCCGUUUAAAAUCGAUCCGUCUGGACCUCGCUAAAUUUUUUUUUACCUUCCAUCAUAAAAACUAGUCCUUAAUUAUAAUGGGCGUGGUGGUAUUUUACGACUUUCGAAACCCCAGACUGGUACUUUGAAGCCAUAACACAAUAAUUGAUAAUUCGGACCCAAUAGUUUGAGAAAAAUGUAUUUCUUCGAAAAUAUUCAAAUUCAAAAUAUGAAAUGUUAGAUUUGGAAUCGAAGAACUCAAAUUCUGAGGCGGAUACUGCUUAGACCAUUAUUAGAUUAAAAAAGAAGAGAAAACAUUUGGCGGGUUGAAGUUUUUUUUAGGUUAUAUCAAAUAUUCAAAUGCCAAAUCAGUUUUGGAACAAAAAACAGUGCUAGUACGAUGAAACCCAUUUUAAAAGAAGGAGAAUAUCAUGAAAAUAAAAGGAAAAAUGAUUUACCCUCGAUCUGUGGUCGGGAAAGGAAAGGGGUUGAGUUUUUAAGGGUAAAAAACGGUUUUUCUUGUUUUCUCGAAAAACUAAAUGUCCUAUAGGGAAACGUCAAAUAGAAAAGUUGUAGGUAAUGAAGAGAUCUAUAACUUUUGUAUUCACACUUUUUUCACAUAACCUCAAAAUUUAUCGUGACGUUUGAGCGAAGACAUCUUAGUUGGGUCAGAUACUUUUGGAACCGUCCUCGUAUAUGAAAUAUGUUGGAAAAAGGGGAGAAUAUGAUAAAAACAUUAGAAAAUUGAUUUACGAGCGAUAUGUGAUCGAAAAAUAGAAUGGGGUGAGUUUUUAAGGGUAAAAAACUGUUUUUCUUGUUUUCUCGAAAAACUAAAUGUCCUACGGGGAAACGUCAAAUAGAAAAGUUGUAGGUAAUGAAGAGAUCUAUAACUUUUGUAUUUACACUUUUUUCACAUAACCUCAAAAUUUAUCGUGACGUUUGAGCGAAGACAUCUUAGAUGGGUCAGAUACUUUUGAAACCGUCCUCGUAUAUGAAAUAUGUUGGAAAAAGGGGAAAAUAUGAUAAAAACAUUAGAAAAUUGAUUUACGAGCGAUAUGUGAUCGAAAAAUAGAAUGGGGUGAGUUUUUAAGGGUAAAAAACGGUUUUUCUUGUUUUCUCGAAAAACUAAAUGUCCUACGGGAAAAAGUCAAAUAGAAAAGUUGUAGGUAAUGAAAAGAUCUAUAACUUUUGUAUUUACACUUUUUUCGUAUAACCUCAAAAUUUAUGUGAAAAAUGAAAAAAACAAGUUUUUCGUUUAUAAUUUUUUUCUUUUACAAAAAACAUUUUUUUUUCACGAAAUUUUGUGAAAAGUUACCUUUUUAUGUCUCGUAUACACUGUAAUUUAUUCGAUUUGAAAUAAUUAUUUUUUCACGUUAUUUCGACUUAAUAUCGAAAAAGCACCCCAAUUUUCGAACGAAAAUUCUCCUUUCAAAAUAUUCGUUUUUAAAAAAAAAUCGUUUAGAUUUUCGUUCUUCGAAAUCUCUACUUUCUGAUGGUAUAAAAAAAUAUUACCAUCACCAUGGUAAAUUUUCUCAAAAAAGGCAAAAAAUAAUUUUUCACGUAAAUUGUGAGGUUAUGUAAAUAAAAAUGAAUUCAAAAUAUGUAGAUCAUUUUUGUUCUUUCUCCAUAGGGUUCGUAGUUUUACCAAAAAUCGAAAUAAACCGUUUUUCACCCUUAAAAACUCACCCCCUUUACCUUCCCGAUCUUAAAUGGGACGUAAAUUAUUUUCCCUUUCAAAAUGGAUCUAAAAUCAAGAAAUAUACACUUUAAAAGAUAUUAAUUCAAAUUUUUAUACCCCCAAGGGAUGUUUUUAAAUAAAUAGAACGUUUAAUAAUAAAUUUAGCACGUUUAGCAAUUUGGAAAAAUUCGAAAAAGCGACUCUCUUAAUUUAUGAUUGCUUGUGUUGAAAAUUUGAAAGAUUUAUAGAGAUAUAAAUCAAAUUCUACAAGAUACAAUUCAUAUUACAAAAUGCGCUAGUGAAUUUUACGAAAUUUUGUAGGCUAAUUAUCAAAAUAGUUCCCAGUAACAGAAUUCUGAGUAACUGGGUAAGGAUCGAGGAUAUACAAUAAUACUGUGGGAGACCUUGUUGAAUAAGUAAUAAAAAUCCAACUGCGUUACUAAUAUCGUCAUAAAAUAAAUCCUUGGACGAGAAAUCAGAUGCCUCUUUAACAUUCAUUUUGAUUUUAGUCAAUUCGGAUACGUCCUACAACAAUUUACCCAAAAAAAAAAAAAUAAAACGCGUUACCUUUUCGUGAACAAUUCACAAAAAAGGGUAACGAGAUUCGAAUUUUUUUUUUAUUUUUUUUUCGAGUGCAUAUAAAUAUUUUAGUUGACCGCUGUGUAUAAUUCUUGGUACAUAAAGCUGUCGAACAUCGGGUCCGCGAUGGAUGGCCAUCAAGCAUACGUCGCAUCGGUGGCGAGCAACCAUAAAUCCCGUAAUGAGCGGUCACAGUCUGAUUGUCAGUUCGAGUUUUAUAAUUAAAUUUGGCGGUUUGAUUCAGGUAUGGGAUCGUAAAAACUGCGGGUGAAGGGGUCCGAUUGGAUACCGGAGGCGGGUACACGCCCCCUCCCUCCGUCUAGCGCACGGUUUUUAUUGCCUUUUCGGUAUGAAAAUAAUGGAGAGCCGGCCCCACGAUGUGCAAGCCGUAAAAUAUUUUAUCGAUCACCGCCGAAGAAACGAGUGAGUGAAUGCGAUCAUUAAAAUUGAAAUAAUAACAGUUGCCACGGUUUUUUUUCUUCUCUCUUAAAAACAAGGUGGUACGCGCUAUCCACUUCUGUUUUCCGCAAUAAUCUAACCUAAAAAAAUGUCAAACGUCAAAUUUACAACUAACUAAUGUCACUCUGUAUAUUUUUAUGUAUCGCAGACAUUGGAUCGUAAAUUUUGAGGUUAUGUGAAGAAAUUACGAAUACAAAAGUUGUAAAUCUUCUUCGUUCCUUUCUAUAGGGUAUGUAGUUUUGCCAGAAACCCUUAAAAACUCACCCCCUUCACUUUCCCGAUGUUAUAUCGCGAAUAAAUUGUUUUUUCCUUAUAAAAUGGGUCUAAAAUCAAGAAAUAUCGACGUUGCAAGAUAUUAAUUCGAAUUUAUAUACCCCCAAGGGUUGUUUUCAAGUAAAUACAACCCAUUAAUAUCGAUAAUUAUAAAAAUAAUACGGAUAUGUCAAAUGUCAAUGUCACUCUGUAUAAUUGAAUAAUUGAAAACGAAAUUUUUGAAUUUUAGUUCGAAGAAAAGUAAAAGCAUUAGAAAUUUGUCAGUGUCUUAUUUACUAUUCCUAAUGUUAGUAUUUUAAAUACAAAAUUCAAAGGUAAAAACGUAUCGACACGGUCCACAGACAGACAAGUUGUUGCAUUUCGUGCCGUGUAUGACACAUGCGCACAAGUUCGAUUUAUCAUUUCUUCUAUAAAGACAGUUGGUAUGGAAAUAAACUUUAUCCAUAUUGCGCAUGCUUCAGAAUGCGCAGAAGCGAACUGGAACAUCGGACGAUUGUAUCUUCUUGACAAAGAUGGCGAAUUUCGUUACUUUUACACGUUUAAAAAUUAAAUUCUUGAUAGAUUUUUAGAGACUAAUUCGCCAAAAAUUACGAGUCGUCAAUAAUUGGGAGUCUAAACGUCCAGUUUAAUAAAUUGACUUCAUAGUAAAAGUGAAUAUUAAUUGAAUUGUCGUUAGUGGUAAUGAAUUAUAUCAAAAUGGCGGUACAACCGAACGUGAUUAUUUAUCCAAUUCCGAAUAAUAAAAGAUAACAAAUUUGAAAUGUUAAGUACUACUACUAAAAUCGAGUUUAGUGUCGAAAAGUUCCAAGUGAAGUGUUCAUUGUUUUGUGUUUUUAUCGAAAAAGUUGAAAAAACUAUUUAAGUCUCAUAAUGAAGAGGAUAUGAGCGAUGGCGACGGGGGUCAUUCUGGUGGCGAUAACGACGAUUUAGACAGCGGGGACGAGAUGCGACGUCAUACGAAUCUCCUAACCGAACACGGCGAUGUCCUCGCGAAACUUAAAAUGCAGGUGCGGGACAUCAAGGUAGGGGACGAUUACGAUACCGGCGGCGGCGGCGGCGGUAGAUCUCUCAAUUUAAGUUUUUCGUCGAUGGGAAAUCGCGGUAUAUCGAUACCGAACGGUACCGGUCAAGACGGCGGUUUCCAAUUACCAGUUUCGUUUCCGUUUCCGCAUCCAGCUUUUUUGCCACCGAUGGCGCCACAACCGGCAGCGCCCUCUUCGGGAAGUUCCCAUUCUUCGGAAGGCAGCGCUUCCUCGCAACACACCUGGUCCUUCGAGGAACAAUUCAAACAGGUGCGUCAGUUGUACGAAAUCAACGACGAUCCAAAAAGGAAGGAAUUUCUAGACGAUCUUUUCUCCUUUAUGCAAAAACGAGGGUCGCCCAUCAACAGACUUCCGAUAAUGGCAAAGUCCGUUCUCGAUUUGUACGAAUUGUACAAUUUAGUAACGGCACGCGGGGGCUUAGUAGACGUAAUUAACAAGAAAUUGUGGCAAGAAAUCAUCAAAGGGUUGCAUUUACCAUCUUCGAUCACUUCGGCGGCGUUCACUUUAAGAACACAAUACAUGAAAUACCUGUACCCGUACGAAUGCGAAAAAAGAAGAUUGAGUACUCCGGCGGAAUUGCAAGUGGCCAUCGACGGUAAUCGAAGAGAAGGCAGAAGAAGCAGCUACGGUCAAUACGACACGAUGCAGCGUCCGCCCAACGCCAGUUUGCAGAUGUCGCCUUUGACUCUAGUCCCCCAACAACAACAACAGUUGGCCGCGAGGAUGCUGGGAGGUGGAAUGGGUCUGCACCACAACGGAGCCCAUCAUCCCAGCCAUCCGCAACCGAUGGGACAACCCAUGAACGGCGGACCGAUACCGGGCGUGGCGCCCAGCGAUUUCGAAGUCCGUAUGAUGGAAUAUAUGAAGCUGCUUAACAAAGAGCUGCAUAGGCCGGCGGCGGUGACGCCGCCGCUGCGUCAAGAAGAACCUCCGAAUUCGACUUCCACGCCCGAUCCGUCCGAAUUGUCUCGAUUGACGCUUUGGAAUAUAUACAAUAAUAAUCAAUCGCCGGUAGAACCUCAAAAAGAACCGAUCAAUCUCUCUGAAACGUCCUCUAAUUUAUCGAAAAGGGAAUCGGAAUCGAGGGAAUCGCCGCCUCCCGCUAAAAGGAUCGUCAAAGAAGAAGAUAUUCCAGAAUCUUCCAAAUCCGUGUCUUCUUCGGCUACGCAUAUCAAAAUUAAUAGUAGAGGUGAUUCCCGGAACGGAGACAACUCCUUGGUGGUCAGCAUGGAAUUGAACGGGAUCACUUACCAAGGAGUUUUAUUCGCCAUGACUAAUCCGUCGACGUCCGGAGGUAAAACGACGUUGGCGUCUUAAUAAUCGCGGCGAGACGCGUCUACCGUUUACAGAGUGUUCGAUAAAUAGUGCGCAUUGUUUAUUUAUUUUUUUAUAGAUUUUUAUCGUUUCGGUUCUUUUUAGCGAAAGGAUAAUUUUAAAGAAAGCACAAAAUAUGAUUUAUUUAGCGAAUUCCGGGCUUUAUAUUUAACCGUUGACAAUUUUCUUUAUCUAUUACGUCGUUAUCUUUAAUAUUUUCGUCGGGAGUUUCCCGUAUUCUUCAGUUUUUUCGCCGUUUUACCAUCAUCAACUUGGGUUUUUAUCAAAUUUAUUGUCUCCGGUUGAUUUUCAUCCCUUGUGCAUUCAAAGUAUCGAAAAACCUCUUUUUCACGUUUAUUUUAUCAAAAUAUCGACCCAUCUCCAACUUAUCUAAUCGAUUUUUCAUUGUAAUGUACCAAACGACAAAAAGUGUUUUCAUUCUAAUGUACCAAACGACAAAAAGUGUUUUCAUUGUAAUGUACCAAACGACAAAAAGUGUUUUAACUAUAAUGUACCAAACGACAAAAAGUGUUUUCAUUGUAAUGUACCAAAUGACAAAAAUUGCAAUUUCCACUUCGUCGUUUCGAUAAAUUUUCGUGCAAAUGUUUGUUUAUGUUGUCAACGGUCGAUAUAACGUUUCGGGACUUCCAAAAUACAUUUUUAAAAACAAAAAUUUCGGUUUUCCAAGUUUUAACGAGAGGAAAUACAAAUAAAUGUAAAGCGAGUGCAAUAUUUCGAGGACUAAAUCUCAUUUCCUCUAUUAAACUUGAUUUUUUUCCUUAUAUAUGAUUUUUAAUAAAAAAAAUUACGUAUACAGUACGUCCCAAUAAUAAUUAUUUCAAUAAUAAUGAAACCUACUGUAUAUUAUGAUGUUUUAACUACAUAUCUACUUUUUUUUUCGUCUAUUUUAUGUAUAUUUGACCUUGUACAGAUUUAUUAUUGUAAAUAAUUUUUUAAACUUGAAUUAUCUUAUUCGAAUUUGUAAUACUGAAAAAAAUACGGACUUUUUAACGUUUUUCUUUUUUAUUUUAUCUUUCUAUUUGAUAUUUAAGUCUACCGAAGUAGAUAUGAGUUAAAUUUGAAAUGUAUUUCCACUUUUCUUACGCCCCUCGUAUAAUAUAACUAUCAAAAUUUACGUUCGGGGUACGGGAAAAAUAUGUUUACGUAUAAUUUUAUAACAAUUAUAAACCAAAUGACAAAUAAACGUAUUUUCUAACAAUUGAUUUUCUAUAAGUUGGAAUUUCCAUUAAAUUUAAGAUUAUUUAUUUUAUUUACGUAAUAUUAGCGUCAUUUUUAUAUAUUCGUGUAUUCAAAUCGAAUAAAAAUUGUAAUUAUUCGAUACAAUUAUCAAGUGUAACUUUUCGUAAUUUGGUUCAUUAGUUCUAAAAAAAAAAUGUAAAAUUUUCCAGUUUAAAAAAAAAAAUUAUAAUCAUAUCGAUCUCAUAUUUUCUAGUUUAGAAAACUUUCUUUAUUGUGAGUGUUUUUUAAUACUAUAAGCGGCCAGUUUGUUAAAUAUUAAUUUUUUCCGGUACAUAAUCAUAUAUCUAUAGAAUUUUUUCAUUUAAAACGACAUCUACUUAUGUUAAAAUUAAAAAUAAUCAAUCAUCUUUUUCUGAAACAUCUACUUAUCUAGUCAAAAAAUCGUUUUCCAACAAACUACACCACAUGUACUAAAAAAUUCUUUUUGUUUGUGCCACCUUGUAUCUCGAGUUCGUCUUGUCUCGGGUCGCUUCGGCGAAUAUAUCCUACCAACACAAUUCAUUAUAUUUCCACUAUACUAAAUACGAAUUCCCAUUCAUUAUGCAACACUUUAUACACCAGCGUCAAGGUUAGUCAUUAGUCACAACACUAAAACGGAUUUUAUACCAGACGAUUUGUACAUUUCUUGCAAGGUCAAAAUAUCGCGUAUUUUGUAUGUUGUUCGAUAUUAUACAAAUGCCAUUAAGCAAAACUAAAAUUUCCCCAUAAAAUAAUUAACAUAACCUAACUAAAAAAUGGAUGAAUCCUCAUUUGAAUUGAUUGUUGAAUACAACGUUUAGAUGUUUCAGAUGUUUAUUUAUGCAUAUGAUGAUUAAAAAUAAUUUUCACUAUGAGAUGAUUGCAUUUUAAAUUUCAUACGUGUAUUAUUUAUUGAAAUUAAUCGAAGAGUUUCCUCAAACUUGAGAAUGAUUCUCAUCGACAUUUUUUUUGUAAAUAAUUUAUAUAUAAAUAGUUAGAAAACCAGUAUUUUAGAAUAGAGUGUGGAUUAUUUCUAUGUUUUUUUUUGUAUAUUUGCUGAAAGACUGUUAAUUCAUAAAUAUAAUUUUGUAGUAUAUAGGGUGUAACAAUAAAAUAUUUGUUCUAGAUA
Diorhabda carinulata is the source of this 12481-nucleotide messenger RNA. RefSeq names its product protein dead ringer-like. The record is from RefSeq and is a predicted model, not a curated record. Gene Ontology annotation, cellular component: nucleus. Bases 8659 to 10137 code for a protein of 492 amino acids. Gene Ontology annotation, molecular function: DNA binding. Lineage: Eukaryota; Metazoa; Arthropoda; Insecta; Coleoptera; Chrysomelidae. Gene Ontology annotation, biological process: regulation of transcription by RNA polymerase II. The transcript is spliced from 7 exons.